This is a messenger RNA of Sitophilus oryzae (rice weevil), 1510 nucleotides long. RefSeq lists its product as uncharacterized. The record is from RefSeq and is a predicted model, not a curated record. NCBI's taxonomy places the organism in Eukaryota, Metazoa, Arthropoda, Insecta, Coleoptera, Curculionidae. The coding region runs from base 141 to 1028 and encodes 295 amino acids. The transcript has 5 exons.
AAAAUAUGUUGACGGCGCAAUCGUAAGCCAUUUUAUAAAACAUAUAGAAGCCGGGUGUAGGAAUUCAGGCAGGCAGACAGUGUGAAGUGGACCUAGUUUUGUGUGCUGUGUUGGAUAUUCUUUAACUGAAACCAUUCAAGAUGAGCAACAAUAUUGAAUUUGCCACUGAAGACAAACUUGAAUACUGCUUCUUCCCGAAUGCAUCGGGAUGUCUGCAGUUCAGAGUCAAAGCACCUCACGAUGCUCAUAUCGCUUUGUCCCCAGAAGCUGGUGAAGUCGAUCCCAUGUACGAAAUAUUCAUUGGUGGAUGGGGAAACACAAAAUCUAUCAUCAGGAAGAACAGAACCAAACCCGACGUUGCCGAAGCACCUACUCCAAAUAUACUGAGCGGCGACGAAUUUCGCGGUUUCUGGAUCAGAUGGAACAACGGACAAAUCGGCGUUGGACGCGAAGGUGACUUCAGUCCAUUCUUAUCCUGGACAGACUCAGAACGUGUUAAUAUCGAAUACGUAGGUGUCUGCACUGGCUGGGGUUCAAGCGGAAACUGGAUCAUUCAACCUGCUGCUCCAGGUGGUGGUAGCAGUGGUGGAGGUGGAGCCUGUGGAGCCCAAUGUUGGGUGGCAUCCAGCGGUGGAGCAGUCCCCCCCAGUGGUUUUGCCGGAGGCGAAGACAACGGUGAAUCUGUUUAUGUUGUGAGAGCUAACUACAACGGGGCUCUUAUACCAGGAAAGUUAGUACCUAGUCACGGUCAGGCUUACGUUCCAUGGGGUGGAGCUGAAAAUCCUGUACAGGAAUACGAGGUUCUGUGCGAUUUUCCUGGACAGUGGUUGGCCAACUCCGGUGGCAACAUUCCAGCUAACGCUGUCCCUGGAGGCCAGUCCGAAGAUGGAGAACCCUUGUACAUCGGCAGGACCGUCCACGACGGCUGUUUAACCAUUGGCAAAAUCCAGCCCAGCCACGGUGUCCUUUACAUCCCCUACGGAGGCCAGGAACUCUCUUUCUCUGACUACGAAAUUCUCUGUUCAUAAAUUCAAAAGGACUGACCUAACUUUAACUGUCUAUAAAAGCAUAAUGGCUGCCUAUUAGAUCAAACAAUAUUAUCUGUUUUUGAUUGAUGUUUAGAUAAAAAAAUCAACCCCUAAAAGAUAAAAAGAAACGAAUCUUAUUAAUUUUGCACAAUAAAAUCUUAAAUAUAUAUUAUACGAUACUGUGGCUUACUGUUUAGGUGCCUUUAGUAUAUAAAAAAGUAUAAAGUUAAAUAUUUUUUGAGAAACAAAUACAAUUUUCAUAGGCUGCUUUAGCUUUAUAUAGUAUGCAUUUUGAUAUUUGGUUUUAUUAAGUAACAUGGAUUUAUGUAUUUGAGUUAAUCUAGUUUAGUGUUAUUUUUCUUUCGAUUUAAGAUGUGUUUAUUUAUUUAUAGCUUUUUUUUAUUAUAGUCAUGAAAACUUCAAUGUUUAAAGUCUGGUAACUAUUAUAUAUGUACUGUUAAAUAAAAAAAAAUCUUACGUCU